Messenger RNA from Polyodon spathula (Mississippi paddlefish), 3301 nucleotides. Its product is annotated as complement component C1q receptor-like. Gene Ontology annotation, molecular function: calcium ion binding. The transcript has a single exon. The record is from RefSeq and is a predicted model, not a curated record. The coding region runs from base 72 to 1892 and encodes 606 amino acids. NCBI's taxonomy places the organism in Eukaryota, Metazoa, Chordata, Actinopteri, Acipenseriformes, Polyodontidae.
AAUUGCAUGAGCAACUUUCCGUGCAUUUAGUUAAGAAGUGCAGAACCCUUUACAUCUUUACUCAAACUAUAAUGAUGUUGUAUUUGAUUAUUCUUUUGCAAGUCUUGCUUGUGGGGAUCAAUGGUAUAAAGAUUAUGCAGAUGGAAACUCUGUGCUCUAGCAGUGCAUGCUACACAGUACAUCUCGAGAAGGUUGAUUUUGAAAGGGCUUUGGAGAAUUGCAAAACUAACGGAGGAAAUUUGGCAACGGUAAAGAACAGUGAAGAGGAAUCAGAGCUGCAGUUACUCCUGUCUAGAAUCAGCGCUGAACAGUCAACUGACAGCCUUCAAUUCUGGAUCGGGCUUCAUCUCAGAAAGGGAGACUGUACUCAUGCCCUCUCACCCUUGAAAGGUUUUGCUUGGUUAUCUGUAGAUGAAGUCGCACAUUAUUCUAACUGGAAAGAAGACCCGAUGACCACAUGCACAGCUCAGAGGUGUGUGACUCUACAAUAUAACCAGUUCUCUGUAAACAGUGACAACUUCAAGUGGUCUGAUAGGACAUGCAAGAAGGAUGCAGAUGGGUAUCUUUGCAAGUUUAAUUUCAAAGGAAUGUGCAAAACUAUACAUCUUGCGGGACCUGGGGAGGUUCUCUACACAACGCCGUUUGUCACCAAGCCCUUAAAUUCCAGCACUGCGUUCUUACCCCUGGUACCCCAUGGUACUUUUGCAAGUGUGUACUGUAAAGAAGAAAAUAAUUUGUAUGGUAUCUGCACCAACAAGGAUGGGUUAUUUGGCUGGACAAUUUCUGGCCCAUUUUGCGACUCUCAUAAGUUGGGCUGCAGUUUCAGAAACGGGGAGUGCGAUCACAUCUGUGUUGACGAAGGUGCUGGAAGGCAUCGUUGUGAAUGCAAUGAUGGGUACCAGCUUGGGGAAGAUAAACUGUCCUGUAUAAUCAGGGAUUAUUGCCAACCAUUACCUUGCGAAUACCAGUGUAUUGCACAUUUUAAAGGAUUUGAAUGUAAAUGUCCUUCUGGGUUUGAACUCGCUGAUAACCAAAAGAACUGCACUGACAUCGACGAAUGUUUAAACAGACCUUGUGAUCAGUCGUGCAUAAACACACAUGGGAGUUUCACCUGCCAGUGCACAAACGAAUAUGAAUUAGUCAGCGGGAGAUGUCAUGAUGUAGACGAGUGCAUUACGCCUGUGUGCUCUCAAGGCUGCCUAAACUCACCCGGUUCAUUCUCCUGUUACUGUUCUGAGGGAUACACAUUGGCAGAGAAUGGACAAUCGUGUGUUGAUAUUGAUGAGUGUCAAGGCUAUACUAACCCUUGUGAAGAUAUUUGUAAAAACAGUCCUGGUAGCUUUAAGUGUUCCUGCAAGGAAAAAUUCACAAUCGCACCAGAUGGAGUCUCUUGCAUUCCAGAACAGAAUCUGGAAGCCACGACAAUAGCAGCUGAAGGAACGAAUAGACCUGUGAACAUACCUAAUAAUAAAGAUAAUCUUGUGACAGCGACUCUAGCACCAGCAUUUACUUCUGGUGGUAUUUCUAGCUCAGAAAUAAAUCAAAUUGAACUAACACGCACCACAGAUCAACAGUGGCAAAUCUCCACAACCGCAACAGUUAAAAGCUAUCCUCCUAAUGAAGAGCAUCACGAUCCAUUCAAUGAAUCUGGGAAUCAGGAACAUCUUGUUAAUGGUGCUGACAAAUCAUUGGUGCUGGCUUCUGUGCUGGGGCCCGUUGUUGUCUUAUUACUUUUAAUUGCUGCUGUCACCUCCUUGGUAUUAUGUCGUCGCAAAGCUCUCAAAAAAGAUGCAAAUAAGGGAAAAACUGCCACAGACAACUACUGCUGGAUGUCAUCUGGAAAUAAAACAACAAUCAGACAGACUAAAGACUGUCCAACAGAGCAUGUAUAAUAGCUUAGGCACUAACUGUAGUUUUAAAAGAAGCCAAUAUAUUGUACCAUUCUAGUAAUUAUUAAUACAGGUAAAAAGGCAUUUAAGCAUCGGCAAAAUGCCCACAACACUCGUACAAUGGUCUACUACUAAAUUGUACAGCAUUAAAAUGUUAACGCCUGUGUUCAACCAAAAUACAGUACUGCACUGCAAAAGAAACAAAAACAAAAAAAAACUAUGUUACAGUAGAAAAAAACAAGCAACGCAGACUACUUUAUUAAGCAUGUGGCAUUCAUAUUUUGUUGUCGUUGUUGUUGAGGAAAGCACCUUUUAAAUGUAAAUGAUCUUAAUUAUACAUUUAAAAAGUGUGAUAAUUUGAUGUUGUAGCCCUUAAUGUAGUGCAAUAACCAUGUAAUACAUAGUUUUAGAAGAACUGAAAAUAGUAUGUUAAAGCAGACUCCUAUUAUUUUGUCAAUUUGAAAGCUAUGCUUUAUUUCUGAUACACUGGCUUUUGUAGCUGAAAUAAUUACAGAAAUAAAUAAAAUAAAAUUUAAAAAAAGCUAAAACUCUUUUGAGACAUUUUCGUUAUUUAUAUCAAGUGCCUAAUGUUCUUCCAGCAGUACAGAUCACACUGCAUUUACUGUACCUAGCCUUACAUUAGGUAAGAUUGUAGUGUAAUGUGUGCAAAUCAGGGUCUAUGAACCAGCUCUAUACAUUGCAUUUAUGAAUGCUGAAAUAUUUGUGGUUACAGCAGACCUCUUCUUAUUUCCUGAUUUUUAUUGGCAUGAACAUUUUUCCAUUUCAUUUUGACCUAUUUUUUAUUUAGAUACUUUUACAAAGAUUUAUUAUUUAGUUGUUAUAAAAUAUAAAACAAUGUUUCCAUAUCCUGCCUUUGUGGGUUUGAUUAAAAAAAAAAAAACAAAAAAAGAAAAAACCUCCCAUGUGCAAUUAUUGAACUCUGUAAACAGGACACUGCAGCUGAAAGCUAUUGUGGCCCAUAACAAUCAAUGUACAAAUGGCAGUAAUGAAGACAAUAGAGCCAUGUGUUAUUGUAUAUACCUACUCUAAUUAAGAGGACAUGUGUACUGUGUACCUUGGAGAACAUGUUUAUUGGCAUAGAGGAGAUAGUUUAAACAGUUUUUCUGUCUGUCAUCUCAGAGUUUUGAAUAUAGCUAGUAAACCCCUUGCCCAAUUGUGAUGAAAGGACCUACUAUAGCACAAGGUAGUAAGUGUAUCAUAAUGUCAGGGCAUAGAGAGGUUGUCUGUCCUUCAGACCGUCUGUCACAGUUACAUUUUUAAAUAUAUCUAGAGAAGGGCUCCUCCAGUUGUGGUGAAAGUGAAAAGGACAUUCUUUAACAAAAAUGUAAUAUGAGAUUAUCAGAAUCUGGAGGUGGGGGCACUGUGAGUGAAUGUUAUGUUAUCUGACCUGA